UCAGGUUAUUUUACAGGAAUUUGAUUGGCUGUUACUUUGUAUGGCUUAUUUGAUUGGCUGUCUUAGAUCUGGGCACGUGAACUUUGUUGAAUGAAAAUUCAUGGUCAAGGUCGAUUGAAAUAAAAAUGAACUGUCAGUUCGAAAAAACGUGUAAGAAGGUACAGGAAUGAAUAUGAGCAGUUGGGAUUUUCUCUUUCAUGUGAUACAGAUUUGUGUAAGCAUCAGAUUAUAAAAAAAGGAUCGGUACAUUGCAUAAAAUAUAUAUACAUAUAAUACAUGCCGUCUAGAUACGACAGAAGAGCAGGAUAGAAAAAAUAACCAUAAAUAAGAGUUUAUGUUUGAUUUCAUAAGCAAGGCCAAACAAGGUGUCUCCAUGUUGAGGUCGGAGUCACAGAUUCCGUUUGCUAAAUUCGGAACAAUGCCUGUUGAUUUCACAUCGUAUUUAUUGGCCUCUAGUCCACCUGCAUCAUCGUUUGAAUUCUUAAACUUUUCUCAGCAUUUGGACAAUACUAGGCUGAGCUUAAAUGGAUAUGUAUACAAGGAUGAAGCAAUUGCAUCCUCUUUAUGUGCUCUGAAGCAACGGAAAUCUGAAUCAAGUAAUCAAAAAAAAAAUCGUCCAGAAUUAAAACCUAUUAUUACAAAUAUAAACAGUUCUGGGGAAGAAGAAUCAACUUCUACCGGUUCAUGCUCCCCCACACCACCAACUUCUCCAGGCAAGUCAAAAAAGAAAGUGUCUUUUGCAGAUCAUCGAGGAAUGGCACUUGCUUGUGUUAAAAUAAUGACUGAACCAUCAGAUGUUCCUCCUAAAAUAAAGGAGGAGGUUUUAGCGGCAGUGCGUCAAGGUGCUACAGCUGGUGUCUCAGACCAGCCUCCUCUAGUCAUAAACUUCCCUCAGCCAGCAUCAGAUUACUUGGCAUUUAGAGACCUUUUAGAACAGAACUGUGUGUCACUUGAAAAUGUAAUUAUUCGAGAUUACAAAGUAUUGGGAACAAUAAAAGUUAAAAACAUAUCAUUUGAAAAGAGAGUAUUUGUACGAGUAACAUUUAAUUCUUGGGAGAAUUAUUUAGACUUUGAAGGUAUUUUCCUCCAAGGUCAGCCUUCAACUUCAAAUAAUAUUGACACAUUUUCGUUUGAGUUUGAUGUUCCCACAGACUUGGAUAGAAAUUCAGUUGUUGAAUUUGCUGUAUGUUUCGAAGCAAGUUCGCAACAGUACUGGGAUAACAGGAAAGGAGAAAACUUUAAAAUAACAAUUUGCUCUGAAAGCAGUUUUGUGCCAGAUGGACAAAUAAUAGAAGAUAAACCUUUAACGAACGUUGACUCAUGGACUGAAUACGCUGCAUGGAACAAGGUUGAUACAACAAUACCAUACUGGUGAAGCUAUUUGUGUAUAGAGAUUAUAUAUAUAUUAGACAAAGUAAAGAAAAAAUUACAUUUUUUCGAAGAAAAUGAAAAUUUAGAUACUGUACAAGUACAGCACUGCAAAUGUAUCAUAUCAAAAGAUAUUUGGUUGUUUUCUUAGAUAAUGAAUGGAUAAAGCUUUAAUCAUUUUAAGUAUUUGAAUUCCGUAAUUUGCUCAUGGUUUUAAUUUAAAUCCAUUUUCUAAAAUUACAUAUAUUUUUUUACAUUUUCAUGCUCUUCAGCUUGUGAUAUUACAAAUCCAAAGUAGUAAAGUUGAUUUUUUUUCUCAUUUCAUACAAAUGUACAUGCAUAAACAAUCUAUGUUCUCAUGUACUUGUAGUUUUAAAGUGCCAUAAUUUAUGUAACUUAGCAUAAUACAUCAUGUUUCAUUACCAACUUUCAUUUUGACAAAUUUGUAUUGAAAAGCAGAGUUGAGAUUAUCUGUGCUUUAAUUAUGAUUAUGCAUUAUUAAUUAUUAUAUUGUUUCCCUCAGUAAACCCCUUUACAUUAUCUUCAGGACUUACUGAUGUAUAUUAUGUAUUCUUAAUUAAUUUGCUAACACUUGCAUAUUGCUUUGCUACAGUACAUAUAGCAAAUUGAAUUUUAAUUGAUUUUUGUGAAAUAUAAAGUCAUUUAAAGUUAUUUAAAAGAUCUCAAUGUGCGUGUACUGUUUACUGUUAGUUGUCAUCGAUUUGGCAAUCCCAAAGUUAUAACUGCCUAGUUUAUACAUGUAGAUGUUGUUGACCAGUGGUGACCACACUUGGAUGUCUUCCAAACAAACCAUAUACACCUUCACUUUUUACAUCAAUAAAGCUGUUUUUUUGGCUUCCAUAUGAUUUACUGGAAGGUUAGAAGUACAGUGUACAUAGAAUGAAUCAUGCUUAUUGAUUUUUCUGUCCUUGAUAUUAAGUGUCCUUUAUAUCAGACUGAAGUUUAAAAAACAACUUUGUAACAAUGUAUUAGCUGCCAAACAGUGUCCUUGAGUUGGUUAACAAACAAAAUAUAAGUUAUGUAUGACAAGCAUUGCGAAAAAAAAGAUUCAUUAUACUAAAUGUUUGUAAAUUAACCAUUUUUUCUAACUUAAAGAAAUCAAUUUGAGUUAUUUUAUUUCCAUUUAAGUUAUAAGUACAUUUACAUGUACAAUGUAGGUAUUUGAAUUUUGUACAUUGACAUGUAAAGUCCAUUGUGGAACAUUUACACAAAAAUGUAUAUUGUACAGUACUGCAUAUUAAAGUUCAUUGAAAUCAAAAAUUAAUAAGAUUCUCUUAAGAGAUUUACAAAAUAUUGUACUACAAAUGUGUGUCACUGUGGUCAAGUCGUUUUAUCUCAACCACCAAUCAGUAUACAUGUACAUAGUACCUCCAAUGAAAUUGCUUGGGCAUUAUACAAGUGGGUCUGUUUACAUUUUGAAAUCACAUAUUUUGGAUAUAGAUGUAUAAUGUGAAUUUACAUGUAGUUUAUAUGCAUGUACAUACAUGUAUUAUUUAAAUUUUUACAUGUUUUUAUCUAACUACAUGUAGAUAUAAUAAUAUACAUGAUCAAGGACGUAUAUUAUACAUCCUUGAAAUGAUAUAUAUACUGGUAUAUAAACGUAUAUCUAUCAAACAUAUGAUUACAUGUAGUUUUGAGAAUUUUCAGUGCCAGUAUUUGAAAGUUAUUUAUUACAAUAUACAAAUAUUGUAGUAAAAUCUUGUACAUUUAUUUUCCUGUACCUUCAUUUUUUCAGUUUCAUUAUUAUUCAUUAAGAAACGGGUAUAAAGGGCAGACAACUCUUGAAAUAUUUUAUAUUAGACUAUAUAUAUUUCAGUGACUUGUAUUGAUUUACAAGAGCUUGUUUUGUUUGUUAUGUUGGUAAAAGUGCACAUGUGUUCAUAUCAUUUUACUCAUGCAUAAUGUACAUGUAACUCAUACAUGUCAUCUUGCAAGAUUUCUUAAACCAUGUACAGUGAAAAGCUUAUUUGAACAAGUCUACAAUGUAGUCAUAAGCCUUCUGAUAAGGGCAUGUUUAUAAUGCAGGAAUAUAUUUUUUUGUAUAUUUUUGUACAAAAGUUAUUUGUGAAACAUAACUUGCAAAAAAGUAGAACUGAAUGAUUGUGUCACAGUGUGUGUAUAUGUGUUGUAUGUGUGUUAGAUAUACUAAGUUGUGUUUUAAUUUAUUUAUUGCUAACGUUGAAUAUUGUGAAACUAAUGUGUACAUGUAGCAUCUCUAAACCUUGUUACUUUCACUCAUGCAGAGCUAUAAUAUGAAUAGUUUGAUAAUCCCUGAUUAUUCCUUACUGAAAUCUCACUACCUCAUAGUUUGCUUCAUGCAUUAUCUUAACAUAUGAACCGCCAGACGCCAAACGUUUUGAAAGAGGGAAUCGGUUUUCAUACAAAUUAUAGUGUUUAGCAUGUUAGUGCUGCAAAGUCGUUUUCCUACCAAAAAUUAGGUUUCUUUUAGAAGUUGUGAAAUACAUGCAUGUGCACCUAUUGUCAUAUUGUGGUCGUUAGGAGAUGUUUCAGUGUGCCUCUGAUUAGGUUCUUAUUUAUUCAUUUGUAAAAUAAACCAUUUACAUUUUGCAAUUACAAUGUGUUUCUCAUAGAGAAAUUUUUUAAAAUGUGAUACAUUUUUGUAGCUUAAAUCAUUUUAUGCUUAUAUAUAUAUACUUAUAUAUUUCUUCUAUAUACUUUGAAUUACCACUGCAAUAUUAAUGGGAGCUGUGUGCUGUAUAAAAGUUGUUGAAAAGUGUGAACAAUCUAUUAAGAUCUGUUAUUGCAUUUUACAUUAAAAGUUGUUACAAUGUA
Molecule: messenger RNA, 4182 nt
Organism: Mytilus trossulus (common blue mussel)
Lineage: Eukaryota; Metazoa; Mollusca; Bivalvia; Mytilida; Mytilidae
Product: protein phosphatase 1 regulatory subunit 3B-like
Exons: 3
Coding region: 335-1375 (346 amino acids)
Biological process (GO): regulation of glycogen biosynthetic process
Cellular component (GO): protein phosphatase type 1 complex
Molecular function (GO): protein phosphatase 1 binding; glycogen binding
Source: RefSeq, a predicted model, not a curated record